GAGAGACAAGUAUCCUCUUGCGCAGCUCCUGAGUGAAUGCCCUACUUCCUGUAAAACCAAUACCUAAUAAAAUAAAAUCUAGGUAAAGGUUAUAACGUUUAAUUUUGAGGCGUUUGGAGCAUUUUACCAAGUAUGUCGACCAGAUCCGUUGAGCAGGAGCAGACUGCGUGGCCAGCCCGAGUGCUGCGGUGGCGGGUGAUCGCUGGGAUCUCGGCGCCCCUCGCCCUCCUCGGCGGCGUCGGCCUCACCACCUUCUUCAUCCUUCGGGAAGACUGGAACAGCGUCCUCGCCUCCUCCCUGUUCUUCUUCUCAGUCUUCCAGCUGCUCUACUGGUACCUCCGGGCCAAGACACUGUGCAGCAACCGCAGACAGGUGCGAUCAGGCUUCGUCCAGCCCAGCGAGUCGCCCCGAGAAGUGUUGGAUGAACCUCCACCUUACGAAGAAGUCAUCAAGACUGAGGCUCCUCCUCCGGCCUAUUACACCGUCGUCUCUGAAGCCUACAAGCACGUGCCUUCGCCCGUUUCCCGCACCCUUUCGACCUUUUCGCUCCCAGCUGCUUCUCCGUCUACAAGCUCCGAGAAGUCAAAAGGCCCCAAGCAAGGUCUUAGUUCCACGUGCAUCCCCGUCCACAAGUCCUCUAGACAGGUUUCUUCGGCGUCAGGACCCGCUCAGCCCGAAAGUGACUUCCUCGCAACGCCAAGCGGCCGGAGAGCGACCAGCCAGGCACGAGAGCACACGGGCGACAACGGAUUUCACUCAGAAGAAAAUGUUGGCAGCACAAGACAGACCACAGACCCCAUCAGAGCGGCCAUUGUGAGAGCUCAAGAGGCGCAGUCUGGUGCUCGGCCAGGCCCUCCGGCUCUCAGGUGCUCGCAGCGCCACCUUGGCCAGCCCUCGUCGGCGCCGUCGGCCCCGCGCGCAGACACACAGCAAGAGCACAGAGCGUGAAAAGGGCCUUUUUGUUAUAGUAGUAUUUAAUUCGGUUGGUCUUACUUCGCCAUGGUAAAUGCAUCUCAUAGUUAUAGUUAUU
This is a messenger RNA of Penaeus indicus, 1030 nucleotides long. RefSeq lists its product as uncharacterized. The transcript has 2 exons. The record is from RefSeq and is a predicted model, not a curated record. Bases 133 to 948 code for a protein of 271 amino acids. NCBI's taxonomy places the organism in Eukaryota, Metazoa, Arthropoda, Malacostraca, Decapoda, Penaeidae.